CUGUGUAUACUAUAGAGGCAUUCAUAUAACAACUAACUGUGCUUUUAAUUAGUUGUGUUUUAGUAGUAGUAGUACAGUAUUAGUCGUCCUAAUGAUCACACCAUAAGUAUACAGUACAACACCUGACAGUCCCCAACACACACACACACAGACAGUCAGAUUGCAAGCGCCCAGUGCUGAGCCCACCACCGGUGCUCAUUAACAUCACUGUCCACAACACACACUCACACACCCAUAGACACGAUGUCGGCCACCAAACAUCGUAACAAAUAUGUGACCAAUGGUGAGGUGAUGACCGAUAAUCCAGACAUCAGACAUCGAUUACAUCAUCUUUUCGGUCAAAUUGAGAAAGAGUUUGACGGAUUGAUCACCGAAAACGUUGCCCUUAAAGAAAGAGUCGAGACAUUGGAAGAGCUAAUUCUGUCUUCAGGAACACCACAAACUGAUGUCCAGAACAGGGCAUUACAACAGAAAUUGUCAGUAAAUUCCGUCAAACGGGACUCAAUGGUAACCGCUUCCCAAUUAUCGGCAAAAAUCAAGUCAACCUAUAAAUUAAAGGCAACGGGACGUAACCUUUUUAAAGGUCAGAAUGUGACGGCACAUCAGGUCGGCAAAUAUGAGUGGCAUAAGGAUGGACUUUGGUAUAUCACGUCAGCCGUUAAACAACAAAAACAUUUUAUAGCCACCGCUUCUGCAGAUGGAACAGCUGUCGUGUCAGACGUUACCAAAAUGGACGCAAAUCUGACACCCCUUUUGACAUAUGUUGGACACACCGGUUGUUCAGUGAAUUGUGUUAAAUUUCAUCCGAAUUAUGAUCUUAUAAUGACUGCCGCCGGUGAUGGUACUUCACAUAUAUGGAGACCCAACUUAGAACUGCAUUUACAGAGAAAUUUAGAGCCCGACGAAGCCAUGCAAGACGGGACAAAUGAUCACCAAUUGGUUAAUCAAAAAUCUGAAGAUUCCAUACAAAUUAAGACACCGCUGUGUGAACUGACUGGCCAUCAAAGUGUUGUAAUUUCAUGUGAUUGGAUAUCCGGUGUUGACCAGUGUGUUACCGCCUCAUGGGAUCGUACGGCCAAUAUUUAUGAUAUUCAAACGGGUGAACUAGUAGUACAACUUGCCGGACACGAUCAAGAGCUGACUGAUGUAUGCGCUCACGGCUCGACCCGACUAAUAGUGACCUCAUCGCACGACACUACUUUCCGUUUGUGGGACUUUCGGGAUGCCAUACAUUCCGUCUCCGUAUUUCAGGGACACACAGAGUCAGUCAUGUCGGCCUCAUUUUUGGGUACCGAUAAAGUCAUCUCUGGUUCUGAUGAUAGGACACUAAAAGUGUGGGACUUGCGAAAUAUGCGAUCAGCGUUGACAUCGAUAUACGUUGAGUCACCGCUAAACAAGUUUUCCGUAUCCGAAGAGGACAACCUAAUAGCCAUUCCACUGGACAACCGACACGUCCGAGUAUAUGAUUUAUCUGGCAAUCGGGUGUGCCGUCUGUCCCGAUCACAACACGACCGAAUGGUUACCUGUUGUUCAUUCGCUGCUCUUAAUCAACCAAAUAGUAUCCAUCUGUUCACCUGUUCUUUCGAUAGGAGAGUCUGUCUCUGGGAUAUUAUUACAGAAGUUAAGUCUUAAAAUUUAAUUUAAUUUUUAUAUUUAUUAUUAGUAGUAGUAUUUUAUGUCCAAUAAAACA
Messenger RNA from Oppia nitens, 1690 nucleotides. It is a transcript of the gene Wdr37, whose product is annotated as WD repeat-containing protein 37-like. The transcript has 8 exons. The record is from RefSeq and is a predicted model, not a curated record. Bases 244 to 1632 code for a protein of 462 amino acids. Lineage: Eukaryota; Metazoa; Arthropoda; Arachnida; Sarcoptiformes; Oppiidae. Gene Ontology annotation, molecular function: protein binding. Gene Ontology annotation, cellular component: preribosome, large subunit precursor.